This is a messenger RNA of Aphis gossypii (cotton aphid), 2414 nucleotides long. RefSeq names its product N(G),N(G)-dimethylarginine dimethylaminohydrolase 1. Gene Ontology annotation, molecular function: amino acid binding; dimethylargininase activity. The coding region runs from base 190 to 1008 and encodes 272 amino acids. Gene Ontology annotation, biological process: arginine metabolic process; positive regulation of nitric oxide biosynthetic process. The record is from RefSeq and is a predicted model, not a curated record. The transcript is spliced from 6 exons. NCBI's taxonomy places the organism in Eukaryota, Metazoa, Arthropoda, Insecta, Hemiptera, Aphididae.
GGCCUCAACUAUUAAAGACCGUCGUGGUUACUGGUUCGUGGCUAAAAAAUUAUCAUUUUUGAUUUUUAUCAUUAAUCACUAUUCAUUACUCAUUAAUCAGUAAUCACUACCAGCGUAACCGCUUUGCCGCUUAAGAUACAUCGGGUCUUCACUCCUUCAGGUGUCAGUUAGCGAGAACAAAUUAUUAAAAUGCCAACAACUCGUUACACCCAUGCAGUGGUUAAUCGUAUACCACAGUCGCUAAGAACCCGACUACCGACGUUGGAUUACGAUCGAGCCAAACGGCAACACGAGAACUAUGUUCAAGCCCUCCGAGAUAUUGGUCUUGACGUAAUCGAAAUGCCAGCAGACGAGGAUACACCUUGGUGUGCUUUUGUUGACGACACCGCGUUUGUCUGCAAUGGUACUGCAAUCAUCACUAAGCCUGCUGAGCCCGAGAGAGUGAAAGAAGUUGAAGCAAUAAGAGCGGUGUUGAAGAAAGAAAUUGGUUUGCCUAUUGUUGAGGUUUCUGAUAAAUCUGCAAAAUUACAUGGAAGCGAUAUAUUAUUUACAGGUCGAGAAUUCUUUAUUGGAAUAACAAAAUGGACUAAUGAAUCGGGAGCAUGUGCAGUUGCAUCUGCGUUUCCCGAAUAUCCAUGUACUCCAAUCAAGGUUACAGAAAACAAACAUCUAAAAACAAUUGUGUCAAUGGCAGGACCAGACCUCAUGUGUGUGGGCUCAAGUGAUUCUUCAAAAAAUGUUUUGAAAAGACUAGAAAGAGAAGCUACAUAUAGCUACCAAAUUCUUACAUUACCCGAAGAUGAAGCAGCUAAUGUUAUGUACAUCAAUGGUACACUAUUACAUCGGUCAGCCAAAGAAAUCCCAUUAUCAUUCAAUGUUUUAGCGGAGAAAAUAACUGACUUUACUCUACAAUCAGUAGAUAUUUCUGAACUAUUAAAAUGUGAAGGAGCCAACUUAAAUUCAUGUUGUCUUUUAGUCAGACGUACAAAACAUAUUCGAAGCUUAUAAUUUGUUAUUAUGUUAUGCAAUUCAUUCCUUUAUAUCAGUAUUACCUUCACUUCUCAUGACAAACUUAUUUAUAUACACGCUCACAUAUACACACACAUUGUUGAAUUCUAAUACUUAUUAGUUAUUAGUAUAUUAAUUCAUGACAGCUUUUUAAAAAAAAAUAAUGUGUACUAAAGUUUAAUCUCAACAAUGUAUGUUAAUUAAUUAAUUUGUUCCUUGAAAGAAUUUUAAAUGAUUGGAUCUGAUAUUAUUGUUACAAUUUAGUAUACAAUUUUUAUUAAUUUAAUUUAAUAUUUAUUAACUGACAAUAUUAUAUAAUAUUAUAAUCCAAAAGUAAGAAUUAAAUUAUUAUUUCCUUUAAAAAAAUAUUUUCUUGUAUUCACCCAACCUUAUUUAACAUUUUGUUAAUUGAUUAUACAAUAUACAUUAUAAUUUAUAACAAAUAAAUUAACUAAACCCAUAAAGAGUUAAAUAGUAUUAAGAAUGUUAUACCUGCAUAUUAUGUUGAAUGUCUUAUAAACAUACAACAAUAAAUUUAUAUAGAGAAUUUCCAAUUUUGUAUAGUAACUUUUAAUAAUAGUGAAUUUACUUAAUAUAAAACUUAAAAAUUACAAACAUUAACUUUGAUUUUUUUACAAUAUUCUAAAUACUUAUAACACCCCAUAUGAAUACACAGGAUAAUAUGUUCUUACCUUCAAAUUUAAUAACAGGUCAAUCAAAUUUACUUACUAUACAAAAUAGAAUCACAGAACAUAAAAUAAUUGCUGUAUUGUAAGUUAGUAAAUUAAGUUAGGCCAACAUUAUUAGUGGGUGACCAGGUUUCCUCCUGCAAUAACGUGGCGCCUCAACAAUAUUUAAAUAUAAUAUAGAUUCCUAAUAAUUUUAAAUUGAAAAAGAAAUUUUUUUUUUUUAAUUACUUAAUAUAUAAUUUUUUUAAAGUCAAGAUAUGUUAUUUAAUCAAAAUAUAUAGAUAUAAAUUAAUGUUGAUGAACUUAAUGAAAUUAAGUUAAUGAUCUCAGGUUAAUACCCGAGAUCAUUCGAUUGGUUUCCAAUACUAAUUUUACUCAUACAGGAAAAAUCUUACCCCAAUAAUAUAUUAAACCACCUUGUUAAAAUAAAAUUUUAGUCAGUCACGCCAUUGAAAGGUACUAAAUAAUAUAAGCAGAUAGAAAUCUGGGAAAAAAACUAAGUGCAUUUUAAGUUUAACUAAGGUGAAUUUUUCUUCGCACAUGAGAAGUCGUGGGUUGAAUAGUACAAGAUAUUUUCAAUCAUUGUAAAUCUCUGAGCAGGGUAAAUUAAUUAUAAAUGUAGAUCAUACUUAAAAUUAAAUACUAUAAUAUUAAAAUUGUAUAUUUCAUUAUAUAAAUUAAUAAUUAAGCAAUUAUACAACUCAUUUACAAUUACCU